AUGCCGGGUUACGGCGACUCGACCAGCCGCCGCGUCAAAUCUGACUAUGCCCUGGAGGCGCUUGUAGAGGGCAUGCGCGCCCUCCUCUCCGGGAACAGCCGUCCUGCGGCUAUAUGGGUUGCGCACGACUGGGGCGCCGGCGUCGCGUCCUCGCUCGCGGCACACCACCCGGAUAUGAUCCAGGCCCUGGUGCUCAUGGCUAUCCCCUACCGCUCGGCCGAGUUGGGUCUCGAACACCUCGUCUCGCUCGUCGACCGCUCCGUCUACCCGGAAGACGAGUGUCCGUUCGGCAAUUGGGACUACAUGGCGUACUACGAGGAGAGCUUCGAAAAGUGCAUGGCCGAGCAGUGGGACCCCAACGUUGAGACUCUUUGCAAGCUGUUGUACGCUCCCACGCCGCCCGGAACCACAAGUGCCGAUGCGUCCAAGCCGGUUUACACGGCCAACGUGCGCAAGAACGGCGGUCUGUUCGCGGGCGGGCCCGCCCCUCCGCCCGAAGCGUUGCCUACCCCCUUGCUCGCCGGAGAUGUCUUUGACACUUUUGUGCAGGCGAUGAAGAAGACGGAAUUCUAG
Messenger RNA from Anthostomella pinea, 573 nucleotides. Lineage: Eukaryota; Fungi; Ascomycota; Sordariomycetes; Xylariales; Xylariaceae. The record is from the annotation of a GenBank genome assembly.